UUAGCGUUGAGGUCAGUAAUCUGGUUUCAGCACCAUGGAUAGCGACACUCGCGGCCAGACAGCGCUCGACCAUUCAUUCGAAAUACACAUUUGGAUUUGUUUGAGAAGUUAUUUUUAAAUUGCUAAAGCACUGCUAAAACAACGUAUUUUCUCAUCUCGAUUGUGUAAAAUGUAGGCAUGGGAAGUUUUUGUUCUUUUUUCUUGAAUUUCUACUCACGGCUCACUUUGGGUUGAAUUAGGCUAGAAUAAUCACCAGAAAAGGGAGGACCAGCAUAGCGGGGUGGACCAGCUGGUUGAUAAAGGGAAGCAAGGUUUAAUGGUAUGUGAGUGAGAGGUUAAGGGCGGAGGGAGAAGGUGAUAGUGAAUAGGGCUGCGCGCUCAAGCGGGAGUGCGCGCGGACAGCAAAUCGGUCGGAGCCUGGAGUCGCGAGGAUGGAGAUCCGACCAGAUAGGUUUAAAAUCGUCGCGGGCCAGACCCUCGGAAAAUUACACAAAAUCCUAGAGAAGCGGCAGGAAAAUGGCGAGACCAUUGAGCUCACCGAUGAGGGCCAGGCGGUUCUCGUGGAGGAGAAGGAGAUGCCCGUGGUGGACUGCACCUGCUUCGGCCUGCCCCGGCGCUACAUCAUCGCCAUCCUUUCCGGCCUGGGCUUCUGCAUCUCUUUCGGCAUCCGAUGCAACUUGGGCGUGGCCAUCGUCAGCAUGGUCAACAACCAAACCAUUUACAAGGGCGACAAACCGAUUCUCGUGAAAGCUCAGUUCAACUGGGAACCAGAAACGGUCGGAAUGAUCCAUGGGUCAUUUUUCUGGGGAUACAUAGUAACCCAAAUACCCGGGGGAUUCAUCUGUCAAAAAUUUGCAGCCAACAGAGUCUUUGGCUUUGCCAUAGUGGCCACCUCAUGCCUGAAUAUGUUGAUCCCUUCGGCAGCACGAACUCACAUUGUCUGCGUUAUCCUUGUCAGGAUAUGUCAAGGACUUGUGGAGGGUGUUUCAUACCCAGCAUGCCACGGCAUCUGGGCAAAGUGGGCCCCACCUCUUGAAAGAAGUCGAUUGGCCACGACAGCCUUUUGUGGGUCCUAUGCAGGAGCCGUGAUAGCUAUGCCACUGGCUGGAGUACUAGUCCAGUACUCAGGGUGGUCGUCUGUUUUCUAUGUCUAUGGCAGCUUUGGGAUCUUCUGGUAUCUCUUUUGGAUCCUGGUGUCGUACGAGAGCCCGGCAGCCCACCCCACCAUCACAGAAGAGGAGCAGAAAUACAUUGAGGAGGCUAUCGGAAUGUCAGCCGCUAACUCCACACCUGUUACGAAAUGGAACACGCCUUGGAGAGCCUUUUUCACUUCGAUGCCGGUUUACGCCAUCAUCGUGGCCAAUUUCUGUAGAAGCUGGACCUUCUACUUGCUCCUCAUUAGCCAACCUGCAUACUUUGAAGAAGUGUUCGGGUUUGAGAUCAGCAAGGUGGGCUUGGUGUCGGCUCUCCCCCAUCUAGUGAUGACCAUCAUCGUGCCGAUCGGGGGCCAGCUGGCUGACUACCUGCGCACAAACAAAAUCAUGAGCACCACCAACGUCCGGAAGAUGAUGAACUGCGGAGGUUUCGGAAUGGAAGCCACCCUACUGCUAGUGGUCGGGUUUUCUCAUACGAAAGCUGUGGCUAUCACCUUUUUGGUUCUGGCUGUGGGCUUCAGUGGGUUCGCUAUUUCAGGCUUCAAUGUGAACCACCUGGACAUUGCUCCCCGCUAUGCCAGUAUCCUCAUGGGCAUCUCCAAUGGGGUGGGCACUCUGUCAGGCAUGGUGUGCCCACUCAUUGUUGGUGCCAUGACCAAACAUAAGACGCGGGAAGAGUGGCAGUAUGUGUUUCUCAUUGCUGCACUCGUUCAUUACGGAGGUGUUAUAUUCUAUGGACUUUUUGCCUCCGGAGAAAAGCAGUGGUGGGCAGAGCCCGAGCAACUUAGUGAUGAGAAGUGUGGUAUUCUGGAUGAGGAUGAGCUGGCCAAUGAGACGGAGGAGUUGUACCGUACAACCGGAGAAGGAGGCUACGGAGCAACGAUCCAAGCUCAGGAUCCCAAUGGAGGAGGAGGCGGCGCAGGAACCUGGGUCUCAGACUGGGACAAGACUGAGGAGUUAGUACAACCACCAGGAACCGAUAGCUACCUAUACAGAGGAGAGAAAGACAGGGAGCUAACAUAGAGGGACUUACAGGUAGGAGUUACGGAGUGGGGUAGCAGACAGAAAGAUAAAAGUUUCCUUUUGGCACAGGAACUUGGAAAGAGGUGGGGUGGGUGGUUGGGAUGAGGGUGAGGAGUGGAAGAAGGGGGGACCAAAGUAUUACGGAGAACUGAAAAUGGUUGUACAACAGCGGAAAUAGGAUGAGCCAUGUACUAAGCGUGGGUACAGUGCAUUCGGAAAGUAUUCAGACCCCUUGACUUUUUCCACAUUUUGUUACGUUACA
Coregonus clupeaformis (lake whitefish) is the source of this 2439-nucleotide messenger RNA. Its product is annotated as vesicular glutamate transporter 1-like. Gene Ontology annotation, biological process: synaptic transmission, glutamatergic; neurotransmitter loading into synaptic vesicle; monoatomic anion transport. The record is from RefSeq and is a predicted model, not a curated record. Gene Ontology annotation, cellular component: synaptic vesicle membrane; excitatory synapse. NCBI's taxonomy places the organism in Eukaryota, Metazoa, Chordata, Actinopteri, Salmoniformes, Salmonidae. The transcript is spliced from 13 exons. Gene Ontology annotation, molecular function: L-glutamate transmembrane transporter activity; neurotransmitter transmembrane transporter activity. Bases 432 to 2177 code for a protein of 581 amino acids.